Closterium sp. Yama58-4 is the source of this 4689-nucleotide messenger RNA. The record is from the annotation of a GenBank genome assembly. Lineage: Eukaryota; Viridiplantae; Streptophyta; Zygnematophyceae; Desmidiales; Closteriaceae.
AUGAGAUACAUAGGCCUCAGACUGGUGUGGUGCUUUCCCCCAUCUCACCUUCUUGCCCCCUCUGCACGCUCUCUCUGCACCAGGUCGUUCUACACGGGAGUGACGAUCCACAGGGUGAAUGGCGACGACACACUGGGGGACGCGGUGGACAUCACAGGCCUGCCGCCUCACAGCAAGAUCAACUUCCUCUCCUGGUCACCAGACGGGCAGCACUUGGCGUUCACUGUGCGCGGCGACGGCGAGGAGGGCGACAAUGGUGAGAAGCAGGCAGGCCGCCAGCUGUCACUCUGGGUGGCUGACGUGGCGACAGGCAAGGCAAGGCAGCUGCUGGGGCCGCCGCACGCAGCCAUCAACGCCGUCUUCGACUCCUACGCGUGGCUGGACGGCAGCACGCUCAUUGCGAGCAUCAUCCCGCCCGGCCACCCGCCUCUGCCCACGCGCCCUGCCGUGCCCCCCGGCCCCAAGAUCUCGGACAACCAGGGGGGCGUGGCGGCACAGUCACGCACGUUCACGGAUCUGCUCAAGGACGAGUUUGAUGCCCGCCUGCUUGAGCACUUUGCGAUGUCGCAGAUCGUCAGGAUUGAUAUCAAUGAUCCCGAGGGCACUAUGAUGCCCGUUGGCCCGCCGGACAUGUACAUGUCGGUGGAGCCAUCACACGAUGGCAAGUACCUGCUGGUGGAGCGCAUGUGCCGCCCCUUCUCCUUUGAGGUGCCCUGUGGCCGCUUCCCCCGCCGCGUGGAGGUGUGGCGCAGCGACACGGGCGACCUGCUGCAGCUGGUGGCGGACCUACCGCUGGCGGACAACAUCCCAGUGACCUUCAACUCCGUCAGGACGGGCCGCCGCAGCAUCAACUGGCGCCCUGACGUGCCCAACUGCCUCUACUGGGUGGAGACGCAGGAUGGGGGAGACGCCAAGGUGGACGCCUCUCCACGUGACAUCGUGUACACACUGCCGGCUGACCCCAAGCCCGCCCAGCAGCCUCAGCAGCUCUGCCGCCUCGACCUGCGCUAUGGAGGUAUCACGUGGGGUGACGAGGGUCUGGCGCUGGUCUACGAGAGCUGGUUCAAGACCCGCCGAACCCGAACCUGGGCCAUAGCCCCGGGCGGCGCUUCCGGACCUCUUCCCCCAGACCAGCGCCCCCCGCCGAAGCUCAUCUUCGACCGGUCCUAUGAGGACCGGUAUUCCGACCCUGGCGGGCCCCUCCUGCGCCGAACCAGUAUGGGAACCUACGUGCUGGCGCAGGUUCGGAUGCCAGAUGGCGCGCUGCGAUUGCUCCUCGCCGGUGACGGGGCGAGCCCGGAGGGCAACGUGCCGUUCCUUGACCUGUUUGACAGGCAGACGGGGGAGAAGGAGCGCGUGUGGCGCAGCGAUACAGACAAGUACUUUGAAACCAUGUACUCGCUGCUGGGCGACCAGGAGGAGGGACCCAUUGACCUCAAGGACCUCAAGCUCAUCUUAUCGCGCGAGUCGAAAGACGACCCGCCCCAGUCGUUCGUCAAGAGGUGGGCGGACGGGUCGGAGGUGCAGCUGACUCACUUCCCGCACCCCUACCCGUCGCUGCGCGGGCUGUCCAAGGAGAUCAUCCGCUACUCGCGAUCCGACGGUGUGCAGCUCACGGCCAAGCUCUUCCUGCCGCCCGGCUACAGCCCCGCUACAGACGGGCCGUUACCCAUGGUGCUGUGGGCGUACCCCCGCGAGUACAAGAGCAAGGAGGCAGCUGGGCAGGUGCAGGGCUCGCCCAAUCAGUUCCCUGGGAUCGGGGCGUCUUCACCGUUGCUCUUCCUGGCUAGAGGCUACGCGGUGCUGAGCGGCCCCUCAAUGCCCAUCAUAGGGCAGGGCGAGGAGGAGGCGAAUGAUCGAUUCGUGGAGCAGCUAGUCUCUAGCGCAGAGGCAGCGGUGGAUGAGGUGGUGCGACGCGGCGUGGCGCAGCGGGAUAAGAUUGCGAUUGGCGGGCACUCGUACGGGGCGUUCAUGGCGGCUAACCUGCUCGCCCACGCGCCGCACCUGUUUGCUUGCGCGAUUGCGCAGAGCGGUGCUUACAACCGCACGCUCACGCCGUUCUCCUUCCAGUCGGAGGAGCGCACGCUGUGGCAGGUGCCGGAGGUGUACAUGACCAUGAGCCCCUUCCUGGCAGCAGACCGCAUCAAGUCGCCCAUUCUGCUCGUGCACGGCCAGGACGACAACAACACCGGCACCUUCCCCAUGCAGACGGAGCGUUUCUUUGCAGCACUCAAGGGGCAUGGUGUAACCACCCGCAUGGUGCUGUUACCACACGAGGGGCAUGGUUACCGCGCCCGUGAGUCGCUGUUACACGUGCUUGCAGAGCAGUCCAACUGGCUUGACAGAUAUUGCAAGAAUCGACCUGCACCGGCAGCAGCACCAGGUGACAAGGAGAGUGAAGCAGGAGGCAGUGCUGAGGUGAAGACAAACGAGCCAGUGGGAGCUGCAGUGGAGGAGGGUGCUAAGGAAGAGAACGGCCAUGAGCUUGAUGGGUCAUGGUUGAGGGCAUCCCUCUUGCUCUUGCACUCCAUAACCCACGAUUACUCCGCCCGUCGCACAGCCCAAGAGUCAGUGCGGUCGACUCUCAUCGCCUUGGCUCAGCUGACAUCAGCCAUGGCGGCGUCGUGCGCCCUGCCUGCCGCAACAGGCGCUACCCUAGGAGCGUUCACCUCUUCUCGUGCCGGCGGGCCACAGCGUUCCUCUCCGCGUGUCGGCUUCCCAUUGCGGCGCCGCACUGCAACUAUCGCGCUGCGCUGUUCUGCAUCUUCACCCUUCCUCGCCUCUCCUCGCCGGAAACUCCAGGGAGCGCGUUUCUUGACCGUACGCGCUGCGGCCAAAUCCGGGGUGUCUAAUACCGGCGGUGCGACGGAGCAAUCGCCCAAGGCGCUCCAACGGCAGGGGUCGCUGGGCGUGUGCGACGAGAAACCGUCGCCGCAGUCGUCGCUGACCAUCGAACGGCAAGGAUCGCUCCAGGUCCCCACAAAUGAAACCGACACUCUUCCCCCGCCCUCCGUUGCGCUCAUCUCCGUGCCCGAGCCGCUUGACGAGGGCCUCAUCGAGCCGUCGAGCCCUCGCGCCUCGGAGACUGGCGUGGACCGCAUCGAGUCGCAGGCGCGAACGACGCUCUCGAAGCUUAAGCACAUUCUUUAUAAGAUCAAGACACGUGCCGCCGACGUUCAAACGUCUGUAACGGUCUAUCCUCCUUCAGCGGGAGAUGCGGCGGGUAUUCCCGGUGUUGUUGCCGGGAGUACGGAUAGCGUAUCAGACACUAGAGAGAACGAUUUACAAUUUGAUGGCGAUGCGAAUGGAGGUAAGGUGGAGGAGGAACAGCAAGUCUUCGUUUCGCAGCAGAUCAAACUCGACCUUGGGAGCAUCCCGUCCGUUGAUCUAGACGUUCCGAUUGACAUCGACGCAUCAUCGCCGUCGGAUGUCUCGUCGGUUCCUCUUUCUCCCUCGUCCUUCUCAGCCCAGAGCCUUUCCACCCUUUUCUCGGGUUUCUCUCCUUCCGAAAGUCCCGCCGCAAUUCCCGCGAGCGAGCAGCAGCUUGACGUGCAGCAGAUGGAUUCGCUGACGUGUACUCGCGCCUCGAUUCGAUUCGACGAGGAAACGCAAACGGCGAUUGUGACUGUAACGGCGUCUGUCCGAGCCGCGGACCUGGUGGACCGUGCCGCGUACACCGAGCGCACUAUGGCCAUGGCGACGCGUGCUAUAGCGCGUACGUGUCUCGUGCUGGACCAAAAGGCGCAGCGCAAAGCAGCAGAAGCCGUCUCGUCAGCAUCCCAACCGCCACUGUCGCCGGCGGCAGCUGCAACCUCCGUAGCGCAGCCGCCGAUUGACACCUCCCUGCUACCACCGCAAAUUGCGCCGGAAAAGGCGGACGAUCAGGUGCUGACGCAGGAGCAGAGGGAGCAGGAGAGGGAGCUAGUGGAGCUGCUAUCGACGGGCAGGAUCGUCAGCUGGAGGAUGGCGGGUCGCGAGCUCGGAUCCACGCCGUUCCGUCCGCUCUACGUCGUCAAUCUGGCGGCGGCCGACGGCGCUGACGGCGAGAAGACGGUGCAGGCGCUGUACCGGCCCGUGGUUGGCGGCGACGCCAGGCUGCGAUUCCAGCGCGCCCCGGCGGAAUGGGUCGCGUACAAGCUCUCGCGCGUGUUGGGGUUGGACGUGGUACCGCCAGUGGCGGUGAGGCAGGGCGUGCAGCUGGGGUCGCGGCGGUUCGCGCAGGGCACCAUGACGCUGCUGCCGCACCUGCUGCACCCGCUCGCCUCCGUGCACCCCUCCCGCCUGCGCGCGCCCGCCCAGGCGCACACGGUGAUCAGCAGCAUCCGCAUUCUCGACGCCCUCAUGGGCUCCUCCCUGCGCCGCCCCGCCGGCUUCUUCGCCGCGCAGCACUGGUCGGGGGACGGCAAGCUCUCGCCCGUAGUGCUCUCGCACCCCAUUGGCCCGUCCCUCGGCGCCGGCCUGCACGCCAUGUGGUCCAAGCGCGGCACGGGAGCGGGCGGCAGACUGAAGACGGUGGCGGGGUUUGUCCUGACUCGCCUGAGGAGAAUGAACCGCGCGCAGCUGCUGGAGGAGAUGGGCGGCGCACUGACGGCGGGGGAGAUGGAGAGGGUGUUGGACAAGCGCGACCAGAUGGUGGGGUACUUUGAUGCCCUCGCUGCUAAGAUGGGCCACCAGGCUGUCGUCAGGUGA